Messenger RNA from Geosmithia morbida, 2304 nucleotides. RefSeq names its product anaphase-promoting complex subunit 4. Gene Ontology annotation, molecular function: protein binding. Gene Ontology annotation, biological process: anaphase-promoting complex-dependent catabolic process; positive regulation of mitotic metaphase/anaphase transition; protein K11-linked ubiquitination. The record is from RefSeq and is a predicted model, not a curated record. The transcript is spliced from 7 exons. Gene Ontology annotation, cellular component: nuclear periphery; anaphase-promoting complex. The coding region runs from base 1 to 2304 and encodes 767 amino acids. Lineage: Eukaryota; Fungi; Ascomycota; Sordariomycetes; Hypocreales; Bionectriaceae.
AUGACUCGGCAGCUCACCUUCCUCAGUGAGACCGAAUUCGACAGCAAAGUCCCCGAUGGCUUUCCUGUGAGCUGCCCGACACUGGACCUAUCGGCCACUCGGGAGAGCGGGCGCAAGAAUGUCUUGAUUCUCAGGCCGCCUAGUCAGACGGUGUCGAGGAUCCAUCAGCUUGGGUCCAAGGCGCCCGAGCCACUUGCCGUGGCAUGGAAGACUGACGACCAGUUCCUUGCUGUCGGUUGGAGUGACGGCGUCGUUCGUCUCAUGGGCCUCGAGAACAACAAGGCAGUACAUCACAUCGAGAUCUGCCCCCAGUCCAGUGACGCGAAAAUUACCCACAUAAGCUGGUCGUGUACGAGAAUCUCGGACCCUACACAUGCGCAGACCAAGACCUCGGCUCUUGAUGUAUCGCCUCCAGAGCUUGGUGGCAGACCCUUGGCUGAUCUGCCCCGGGAGCUCACAUUUUUGGAGAUUGACACAGCGCUGCCCAAGAUUAGUCCCUUGCCAGGGAGCAGCGCGGGAUCUGGCGAAGACGCACUGGUGUUUACGCUGCGGACGAGCAUAGAUUUCUUGUUUCGCGCUCCGAGACCAGACGAGUACGACCAGGUCAAUGUCAUGAUAGUCGGGUCGUCGGAUGGGAGACUACACCUCAGCGUCUACGACUCCUUUGUAAUUGGAUCAUUUCCAUGCCCGCCUCUCGGCCCUACAGCGGCAGCAUCGCCGCCGCCGCCGCAGCUCAUCCACAUUGCCUCGAGUCCGCGCAUCUCAACUCAUGCGCUUCUCCUAGCCGAUCGCAAUGAUCAGCCGGAUGAGGUGCAUCUUGUGCCGAUGGAUCUCCCAUUCAUCUCCUCAGUCCCCAUAAACCUCUCCCUCCUCGCCUCCAAGCUCACAACGCUGCAGAAGCUUCUGCGCUAUCUCAAGCAAACCCAGCUCCACAUGCAACUAGAGUGGAAGAACACUAGAGAGCUUCCUUCGAGGUUCCUCCGCAGCGCUGAGGCUGGCCUCGAGGACCUGACAGGUGGUCCACGGACGGUCGUGGCAGCCCUGUACCACACCGUGGUGACGGGUCACGCAUAUGAGCCGGUGCGGGAAUGGCUUGUAGACAGUCUGGCUGAGCGGGGUCAUAAACGAUGGGACAAAGCAGUUGUGGCCGGACUCGAGAACCUCCGCAGUCUCGUCCACGAAAACUUUCUGCCAGCUCUGGAGCGUUGCUCCAUCAUCCUCAGUCGUCUACGCGGCCUCGCCCAGUUCCACGAUGACCGAGAGGACAUUGGCUUUACAGUGCCGCAGAUCAGCAAGGUCAUGGACAUCAUCGGGUGCCUGACGCUCGUCGGCCACCGUGUGCUCCUGGCCGUCAUGAACGAACUCGAACACUUCACCGCGUUCUCCCGUUGGCUUCGUUUCCAGAUCGACCGUCUCGCUUCAUCAACCCCGGAGAGCGAGGAGCUCAGCGAGAAGGAGGCCACCAUGGACAUGACCAGAGUCCUGACGUACAUUGAGCGGUACUUGACCGAUAGUCCCAUGCGCCUUUUCCUCGGCGACAUGACUGAUGAGGACCGCGCCGCCGAUUGGAAGACGAUGGAGGACGGGGCGCCGGACCUCAUGGACAUGCUCAGCACGCAGCUGGUAAGGCACGAGAAGAGCCAGGAUGGUAUGAAGGCCCUGCCUCGAGUCGAAUUUCUAGUCGAUUAUGCGACGCACUGGUCGAAUUCGAUAUUCAAGGACAUUGCCGAGUCCAAGAAGCGCAGUGUGAGAUUGGGGAAGCCAGUCAAGCUUUCUAUUGGCAACAAAAUUGACAAGAUUGACAUGUGCAUGUGCGAACACAGUGAUGGUGAGGCAUUUAUCUACACUGCUCUCUCGUCUAAGGAUGCAAGCAACAAGGUCUAUAUAUUCCGCGCCGGGCUCAGCAUAACCAGGGGCAUCAGCAGCAACGGUUUCGUCGAGUCCGCCGUGUUGGAUCUAGGCAACAGCAAGUUGAUUGACCUAGGUUUCAUGAGUGGUAGUCAAGAGCUUGUUGUUUUAUGCGCAGCCAGCGGUGGUUUGACACAUGCCAUGGCUGUUCCCGUCAAAUCGGACAGCUUAGACUUUCAACGUUUCGACUCGGCAACCGGGGUAGUAGCAGCAGAAGCCGGUCAGGCAGCCGAUAGUUUCGCCACGUAUACGCUGCCCAGCGAAUCACUGUCAGGGGUGAAACCGGUGAGGAUGCAGGUGCAUGACCGGGUUAAUGCGCGGGGUGAGUUGGCGGCCAGGAUAUAUCUCCUCGGAAGUAACCGGACUACAUGGCAGGCUUUUACAUGGGGGGAGUGA